CGCCGCCCCUCGGAGCCAGAUUUUUUUUCCUCCUGGCACCUUUCGUCCUUUUUCAUCUUGUAUCGGGUUGAUUUAUAAACACAGAAACCAUGACGGCAGCAGAGAACGUGUGCUAUACGUUAAUUAACGUGCCAAUGGAUUCAGAACCCCCGUCUGAAAUCAGCUUAAAAAAUGACCUAGAGAAAGGCGACGUGAAGUCAAAAACGGAAGCUCUGAAGAAGGUGGUCAUCAUGAUCCUGAAUGGGGAGAAGCUUCCGGGGCUCCUGAUGACCAUCAUCCGCUUUGUGCUGCCCCUUCAAGACCACACCAUCAAAAAGCUGCUUCUGGUCUUCUGGGAGAUUGUUCCUAAGACAACGCCAGAUGGGCGGCUUCUGCACGAGAUGAUUCUUGUGUGUGACGCAUACAGAAAGGAUCUUCAGCAUCCUAAUGAGUUUAUUCGAGGCUCUACCCUUCGUUUCCUUUGCAAAUUGAAGGAAGCAGAGCUGCUAGAGCCUUUGAUGCCCGCCAUCCGUGCUUGCUUGGAGCACCGUCACAGCUACGUCAGGAGGAACGCGGUCCUGGCCAUCUAUACCAUCUACAGAAAUUUUGAACAUCUUAUACCUGAUGCUCCUGAGCUGAUACAUGAUUUUCUGGUUAAUGAGAAGGAUGCAAGCUGCAAAAGAAAUGCAUUUAUGAUGCUAAUUCAUGCAGAUCAGGAUCGGGCUUUGGAUUAUUUAAGUACAUGUAUUGAUCAAGUUCAGACAUUUGGAGACAUUCUACAGUUGGUUAUUGUUGAACUAAUUUAUAAGGUCUGUCAUGCUAAUCCAUCAGAAAGGGCCCGUUUCAUCCGCUGUAUCUACAAUUUAUUGCAGUCAUCUAGCCCUGCUGUAAAAUAUGAAGCUGCAGGGACACUGGUGACACUGUCGAGUGCACCAACUGCAAUUAAGGCUGCUGCUCAAUGUUACAUUGACUUAAUUAUUAAGGAGAGUGACAACAAUGUCAAACUCAUAGUUCUGGACCGGUUGGUGGAAUUGAAAGAGCACCCUGCUCAUGAGCGGGUCCUCCAGGAUCUGGUCAUGGACAUUCUAAGAGUACUGAGUACGCCAGACUUAGAAGUGCGUAAGAAAACGCUGCAAUUAGCGCUGGAUCUUGUCUCUUCUAGGAAUGUUGAAGAGUUGGUCAUUGUCUUGAAGAAGGAAGUAAUUAAAACAAAUAAUGUGUCUGAGCAUGAAGACACUGACAAAUACCGACAACUCCUUGUACGGACACUGCAUUCCUGCUCUGUCCGCUUCCCAGACAUGGCUGCAAAUGUUAUUCCUGUGCUGAUGGAAUUUCUCAGUGACAGUAAUGAAGCAGCAGCUGCUGACGUCUUGGAGUUUGUUCGUGAAGCCAUCCAGCGCUUUGAUAGCCUGAGGACACUGAUUGUUGAGAAGAUGCUGGAAGUCUUCCACGCUAUUAAGUCUGUCAAGAUUUACCGAGGCGCACUGUGGAUCCUGGGAGAGUACUGUAGUACAAAGGAAGACAUUCAGAGUGUGAUGACCGAGGUCCGCAGGUCCCUUGGGGAGAUCCCAAUUGUAGAAUCAGAAAUAAAGAAAGAAGCUGGUGAGUUAAAAUCAGAGGAAGAAAUAACUGUUGGUCCAGUUCAGAAGUUGGUUACGGAGAUGGGCACCUACGCUACUCAGAGUGCACUCAGCAGCUCUAGGCCUGCCAAGAAAGAGGAAGACAGACCACCCUUAAGAGGGUUCCUCCUGGAUGGAGAUUUCUUCGUUGCUGCCUCCCUCGCCACAACUCUGACCAAGAUUGCGUUACGCUAUGUAGCGUUGGUUCAGGAGAAGAAAAAGCAAAAUUCUUUCGUUGCUGAGGCUAUGUUGCUCAUGGCAACUAUCCUUCAUUUGGGAAAAUCAUCUCUUCCUAAGAAGCCAAUUACUGAUGAUGAUGUCGAUCGAAUCUCCCUGUGCCUCAAGGUCUUAUCUGAGUGCUCACCUUUAAUGAACGACAUUUUUAAUAAGGAGUGCAGACAGUCUCUUUCCCAAAUGUUGUCUGCUAAGCUGGAAGAAGAGAAAUUAUCCCAAAAGAAAGAAUCUGAGAAGAGGAAUGUAACAGUACAGCCUGACGACCCCAUCUCCUUCAUGCAACUGACUGCUAAGAAUGAAAUGAACUGCAAGGAAGAUCAGUUUCAGCUGAGCCUGUUGGCAGCAAUGGGCACUACGCAGAGGAAGGAGGCCGCUGACCCCCUAGCCUCCAAACUUAACAAGGUCACGCAGUUGACAGGCUUCUCGGAUCCUGUGUAUGCAGAAGCUUAUGUUCAUGUCAAUCAGUAUGAUAUCGUCCUGGAUGUUCUUGUUGUAAACCAAACCAGUGACACUUUGCAGAACUGCACACUAGAGCUGGCUACUCUAGGGGAUCUGAAACUUGUGGAAAAACCAUCUCCUUUGACUCUUGCUCCUCAUGAUUUUGCAAAUAUUAAAGCUAAUGUCAAGGUAGCAUCAACAGAAAAUGGAAUAAUUUUUGGCAAUAUAGUUUAUGAUGUCUCUGGAGCAGCAAGUGACAGGAACUGUGUGGUCCUCAGUGACAUCCACAUUGACAUCAUGGACUACAUCCAGCCUGCAACGUGCACUGAUGCUGAGUUCCGCCAGAUGUGGGCCGAGUUUGAAUGGGAGAAUAAAGUGACAGUGAACACCAACAUGACUGAUCUGAAUGAUUAUCUACAGCACAUCCUGAAAUCGACCAACAUGAAGUGCCUGACUCCAGAGAAGGCUCUUUCUGGCUACUGUGGCUUCAUGGCAGCCAACCUAUAUGCUCGUUCUAUAUUUGGAGAGGAUGCUCUUGCAAAUGUCAGCAUUGAGAAGCCAGUUCACCAGGGACCAGAUGCUGCUGUGACUGGCCAUAUAAGAAUUCGUGCGAAGAGUCAGGGAAUGGCCUUGAGCCUUGGAGAUAAAAUCAACCUGUCUCAGAAGAAGACGAGUCUAUAAGAAUGAACAAGAGCCCUGAGGGCUUGGCUGGCGUGCAGGUGUGCGCUCACAGACUCAGCAUCUCUGUGCUCUCUUCCUGCUUUAUGUUAUGUAGAUGUGAGUUCAUGCUGAAUGCAUUCCAGCCAGUAAUUUAUAGCCUUUCCCCUAAAUCAAGAAUGAGUUUAAAAUUAUAGUUUGUCUUUUGUCAUAACAGUUUUGAAUACUGUUCUCAAAGUACAUAAUAUUUCUCAUAUGUACCAAGACCAUUUUCACAGUACAAUAAACAGAUCUAUUCAUAAAUUUUUGUUAUUUUAU
This is a messenger RNA of Acomys russatus (golden spiny mouse), 3245 nucleotides long. It is a transcript of the gene Copb1, whose product is annotated as COPI coat complex subunit beta 1. Gene Ontology annotation, biological process: intracellular protein transport; endoplasmic reticulum to Golgi vesicle-mediated transport; intra-Golgi vesicle-mediated transport. The transcript has 22 exons. The record is from RefSeq and is a predicted model, not a curated record. Gene Ontology annotation, cellular component: cytoplasm; COPI vesicle coat. Gene Ontology annotation, molecular function: structural molecule activity. Lineage: Eukaryota; Metazoa; Chordata; Mammalia; Rodentia; Muridae. The coding region runs from base 90 to 2951 and encodes 953 amino acids.